AUACAGAUUAGAAAGAGAGAGAGAAGAAAAUGCUCUGUGGGAGGGGCAGAGGUUUAUAAAACCAGUCAUUGCCAUGCCUGAACUCUUAACUACUCUCAGAGGACCGUUUCUUGUCAGACAGAGAAUAACCAGAUUGAAACCAUGGAAGAACUUUACAAGGCAAACACAAUCUUUGCCCUCAGUUUCUUCAGCCGUCUGGCAAAUACAAGUGCCGCCACCCAGAAUCUCUUCUUCUCUCCAUGGAGCGUCUCCUCCGCCAUGGCCAUGAUCUACCUGGGUGCCAGGGGCAACACUGCAGACCAGAUGGCCAAAGUGCUUCAGUUUAACAAAGUUGGAGACCACAAAGUCACCCCAGACACCCAAGAGAUCUUCACCAGUUGUGAAUUCACACAGAAGAUCCAGAAGGGCGCUUAUCCUGAUGUUAUUUUGCAGGCACAAGCUGCAGACACAAUCCAUUCAUCCUUCCGUUCUCUCAGCUCUGCCCUGAACACCCCCACAGGGGAGUAUUUAUUGGAAAGUGCCAAUAAGCUGUUUGGAGAGAAGUCUGCAAGAUUCAAGGAAAGAUACAAGCAGCUCUCCAAGAAAUAUUACUCUACGGAACCCCAGGCAGUUGACUUCCUAGAAUGUGCAGAAGAUGCCAGAAAAAAGAUUAAUUCCUGGGUCAAUACUCAAACCAAAGGCAAAAUCCCAAACUUGUUACCUGAAGGUUCUAUAGAUGCAGAGACCAAGAUGGUCCUGGCGAAUGCUGUCUACUUCAAAGGAAAUUGGAAAACUCCAUUUCAGAAGAAAUUAAACAGGCCUCAUCCUUUCCAUGUGACCUUGACUCAGCGCAAAGCAGUACAGAUGAUGUUCUUGCACGAAAAGCUGAACAUUGGAUACAUAGAAGACCUAAAGGUCCAGAUUCUAGAACUGCCCUAUGCUGGAUAUGUCAGUAUGUUCCUGUUGCUUCCAGAUGGAGUUGCUGAACGUUCUACUGGCUUGGAGUUGCUGGAAAGUGAAAUAACUUAUGACAAACUCAACAAGUGGCUCAGCGAAGACACCAUGGCCGAGGAUGAUGUGGAGGUGUAUGUCCCCCAGUUCAAAUUAGAAGAGCAUUAUGAACUCAAGUCCAUUCUCAUGAGCAUGGGCAUGGAUGAUGCCUUCAGCCAGGGCCAAGCCAAUUUCUUAGGCAUGUCUGAAAAGAACGAACUGUUUCUGUCUGAAGUGUUCCAUCAAGCCUCUGUGGACGUGAACGAGGAGGGCGCUGAAGCAGCUGCUGGCACUGGGGCCAUUAUAUCGGGGAGAACUGGCCAUGGAGGCCCACGGUUUGUGGCAGACCAUCCUUUCCUCUUCUUUAUCAUGCACAAGAUAACCAAGAGCAUCCUCUUUUUUGGCAGGUUCGCCUCAAUUUUCCCAAUGGACUCUCUAGCAAAAUCUGUCAACCAAUGUGCUCUGGGGCUUAGCAAAAAGCUAGCUGAAUCUGCUGAGGGUAAAAAUAUCUUUUUUUCUCCGUGGGGCAUCUCAACCUCCUUGGCCAUGGUGUAUUUGGGCACCAAAGGCACCACUGCAGCCCAAAUGUCCCAGGUUCUUCAGUUUAGCAGAGACCAGGACAGCAAAUCUUGUCCUGACAGUUUUGAAAAGAAAAGGAAAAUGGAAUUCAACGUAGGCAAGGCUGAAGAAAUACACUCUAAUUUCCAGACACUUAUCUCAGAAAUCAACAAUCCCAGCAAUGCUUGCAUACUUAAAACAGCCAACAGGAUCUAUGGGGAGAAAACGUAUCCAUUUCACAAUGUAAGUGGAAACAUCUUAUUUCAAGCUGAUGGGAAAAGAAGCAAAGGAUGUAGAAUAACUCGAUAUGGCGAGUCUGAAGGAGCAGAGGGUGGUGUGGUCAUAGGAGUGUGGCAGGAGACUGUGCCCUCAAGAGCAAAGUUGACUUUGGGAUCAGGAAAAAUCCUGAAUCUCCUACCUGAUGAUGCUGUGAAUUCUGCAACCAGAAUGGUUCUGACUGCAAGCAAACCAGUGCAGAUGAUGUCCAUGAAAGAAAAACUUCAAGUAUUUUACAUAGAAAAGCCACAAGCCAUAGGCCUUCAACUCUUCUAUGAGAGCCGUGACUUCAGCCUCCUCAUACUACUGCCGGAAGACAAAAGUGGGCUGGAUGGGCUGGAAAAAGCCAUCACCUAUGAGAAGUUGAGUGAGUGGACCAGCGCAGACAUGAUGCAGUUGUGUGAGGUGCAGCUGCAUCUCCCCAAGUUCAAGCUGGAAGAGACUUAUGAUCUCAAGUCAAGCCUGGGCAGCAUGGGGAUGAGUGAUGCCUUUAGCCAGAGCAAAGCUGACUUCUCAGGAAUGUCCACGGAGAGAAACCUAUUUCUGUCCAAUGUGUUCCAUAAGUCUUUUGUGGAAAUAAAUGAACAAGGUACAGAGGCCGCAGCUGGUACUGGGAGUGAGAGUUCCUGCGGAGAGAGGAAGGGAGUAAGGGGACGAGGAGGCGAGGAAGGGAGGCCAGAGGCAGACGCAGGGCUGGGAAAGGAGGAGGAGAGGACUAGGGGAACGACGGCAGGACGUAUCCGGGCAGGAGAGCUGCGGGGCUGGGGUCGCCCUGGCCUCCGCCGUACCCUGGGCCUCCGGCCUACUUGGUCUGGGGCUCGAAGACCUUCACUGAUGGAUGACCUCUGUGAAGCAAAUGGCGCUUUUGCCAUCAACUUAUUAAAACUGCUGGGUGAAAAGGACACCUUGCGAAACGUGUUCUUCUCUCCCCUGAGCCUCUCCUCUGCCCUGACCAUGGUCUUAAUGGGGGCCAAAGGAAACACUGCGGCGCAGAUGUCCCAGGCACUUUGUUUGAACAAAGGUGGAGAUAUUCACCAAGGAUUCCAGUCACUUCUCAUGGAAUUGAACAGAUCUGGCCCUCAGUGCUUGCUCAGAACUGCCAACAGACUCUUUGGGGAAAAGGCGUGUGAUUUCCUGCCAGCUUUUAAGGAAUCCUGCCAGAAGUUCUAUCAGGCAGACCUGGAGGAACUGUCCUUUUCUAAAGACACUGAAGGAUGCAGGAAACACAUAAAUGACUGGGUGAUGGAGAAGACUGAAGGAAAGAUUUCAGAGAUACUGAGGGCUGGGGCAAUCGGUCCUCUGACUCAGCUGGUCCUCGUGAAUGCAAUCUAUUUCAAAGGAAAGUGGAAUGAGCAAUUUGACAGAAAGCACACAAGGGGAAUGACCUUUAAAACCAACAAGGAGAAGAAGACAGUGCAGAUGAUGUUUCAGGAAGCUCAGUUGAAAAUGGGGUAUGUGGAGGAGGUGCACGCCCAGGUCCUGGAGCUGCCCUACGUGGAGGGGGAGCUGAGCAUGCUCAUCUUACUGCCUGAUGACAACACGGACCUCGCUGUGGUGGAAAAGGCACUUACAUAUGAGAAGUUCAGAGCCUGGACAAAUCCAGAAAAGCUGACUAAGGUUAAAGUUCAAGUUUUUCUUCCCAGAUUAAAGCUGGAGGAGAGUUAUGACUUGGAGGCUUUUCUUCGAAGUUUAGGAAUGACUGAUGCUUUUGAGGAAGCCAAGGCCGACUUUUCUGGAAUGUCAGCCAAGAAGAACGUGCCCAUGUCCAAGGUCGUGCACAAGUGCUUUGUUGAGGUCAAUGAGGAGGGCACGGAGGCAGCUGCGGCCACUGCCGUGGCCACGAACUCCCUGGGCAGCAGAGUUGGACCAAGAUUUUGUGCAGACCACCCUUUCCUUUUCUUCAUCAGGCACCGUGAAACCAACAGCACUCUGUUCUGCGGCAAGUUCUCUUCUCCAUAAAGAGCUGCAGUCGUUGUACAUAAUCUGCCCACCCUGCCUUACUUCAGAUUCCCUGUGAGCAAAUGGACGUGGUGGUUUGAAUGCCAAAAUAAAGUGCAAUUAUGAUAACAGGACCCCCUCACAGAGUUGUUGAGAGGAUUUGAUAGGUUGAUAAAGAGGUUAGAGCAAUACCUGCUGUAGUCGUACACAAUAUCAUUAUUAGACAAGAGUCAGUUGCAUUUUUAUGCACCUAAAAAGCAAUAGUUAGAAAAUGUAAUUAAUUUUGCACUAAAAGUAUAAUGUUCUUAGGAAUGAUAAUUAACAAAAGAUAA
Messenger RNA from Kogia breviceps (pygmy sperm whale), 4073 nucleotides. Its product is annotated as plasminogen activator inhibitor 2-like. The record is from RefSeq and is a predicted model, not a curated record. NCBI's taxonomy places the organism in Eukaryota, Metazoa, Chordata, Mammalia, Artiodactyla, Physeteridae. Gene Ontology annotation, molecular function: serine-type endopeptidase inhibitor activity.